Babesia bigemina is the source of this 3942-nucleotide messenger RNA. RefSeq lists its product as uncharacterized. The record is from RefSeq and is a predicted model, not a curated record. The transcript is spliced from 2 exons. NCBI's taxonomy places the organism in Eukaryota, Apicomplexa, Aconoidasida, Piroplasmida, Babesiidae. Bases 1 to 3942 code for a protein of 1313 amino acids.
AUGUCAGAUCCCAUCUGCGAUAUGACCGCGAUGCUGUCGUGCUCGUUGUUCUUCAUGUGCAAUUCGAAUACGCGCCGCACCACAGAAAUGGCGAACGUGCCGCCCACGUACGAAUCGCUGCAGAAGCACGAAACAGAUGCCGACGGCAGGUCAUACGUCGAAUCUCUAUUCAGAAAGGACCUGUGUUUCGGCACAGUCGCAAUUAUCGGCGUACUUACCCUUGUGGCCCAAAAGAAUAGCGCCAGGAUCCCGUGCGUCAUUUAUUUCGUGCUCCUCACAGGAUGGCUCGCGCUCAACGCGUUCGUGAAGUUGACCAUGAAGCGGAUCCGCAGGUCGCGGGUCGGCGAGAGGGUCAAGGACAUACUCAACUCCUUCCGGAAUGACAUUGGAUCAACGUUUCACUCCGAGCUGGAGCAGAAGAGGUUCUCGUUCGACCCGCCAAACUCGGUCCUCAUUCCGGUCUACCGGAACCGGGAAUGGAAGCGGCUGCCCACCAACGUGCUGGUCUCCGGCGACGUGUUCAAAAUGAAGCCCGGAGAGGUGUUCCCCUGCGACUGCAGGAUCAUACUGAGGUGUGACGUCGACGGUAACGUCGUCCUGGGUGACGAGGUCUUCGAGUUCGGAAGCGUCUGCGGCAGCGUGGGCGAGCCCAAGCCGAACGUCGAGUUCAUUGACGGGACGUUCGUUGCCGAGAGCGACGCGAUGCUGCCCCAACUCAAGGCCUUUUUGGACACGAAGCUCUACGGCAACCCGUUGGUCAACCGCGGAUGCGAGCGCAACGUCUUCGAGGCGCCCUUCGAAUCCACUGGGGGAUCCUGCAAGAACUCGGUCUGGGACCUGAGUGACAGCACGCACUUCUCCAGGAUGCAUAUUACCAACAUCGAAAUGUCAGUUUACCUCCUCCUGACCGCGGUGGUGGCACUGGCGCACGGCUGGCUGAAUGGGAUCAAAGAGUGGACUAGCUCUCUGUUCGUGGGGAGCACGCUCCUGAUUUGCUUCGCUUUCCCUGGGUUUGAGCCGCUUGUACAACUGGCUGACAUUUGGGGGAACGUCAAGCUACAGACGCUCUUCAACUGGCACAACGAGAAGAGGCUCACCGUGGAUAUCUGCCCGCAGCUGUCGAGCUCGAGCUCGUCCACGUUCAUCGGAGGCUCCAAGGCUGGUUCCGUCGACAGUGACAUGGACGCCAACCAGAUCCCGCUGGUCAACCACCUCAAGGAGCUCAACAAGGUGAUGAAGCGGGGCCUCGACAGCGCCGGCAGCCUGAUACACGUGCUCUCCUCCGUUACGCUGCUGUGCUUCGUGGACGACGUUGGGCUGCUGACGGAGGGGUGCGCGACGCUUCAGGAAAUCGCACUCAUCAAGGGCAACGACAUCGAACGGAGCAACACCGUGAGGUCCAACGGUGAUUCUCCCUUCAAAACCAUGAAUUCCACGUCCUCCCUAAAGAUGAAGUCGUCAAUCGAAAGUGACGACUCGGGUUGCGUCAGCGUCAAGAAGGGGGAAAGCUACCGGGAAUGCGCCACCUGCGGGAUAUCGAGCACGGGUCACGAGCACCUCGUCAUCCUCGACGUGUACUCCGACUCUUCACAGUUCGGCAAGCAGUACGUCAGGUUCAACAACGAGGACGAGCGCGGGUGCCUCCCGCAGCUGCUGCCGCUGUCGUUCGCCAUGACGGUCACGCAGUUCCCGCGGUACCAGCCGCCCUCGCUGUUCAGGCUGCCUCCCGAGCUCAUAUACACGUACAUCGGGAUGCUGUCCAACGAGAGCUUCUGCGAUUUCACCGACUGCCUCUGCACCUUCACCGGCUCGAUCGGGCUCAAGCGCUCGUUCAGCCGCCGGUUCCGGUUGAUGAGGUUCGUCAUGCUGAUCGACGAGGCGCACGGCCCCAACGGGAUGCUGCUGCUGUUUUUCCUGCGCGACCCCAGGAAGCAAAUCGUCCAGAUGUUCGCCAAGGGCAAGCUGGACAUGCUGCUCGAGCGCAACCUCAACUACCACAACCACCAACAGGGCAAGAUCCUCGCGGUCAACAGGCUGAUGAAGCGGAAGCUCAAGGAGCUCAACAUGCAGUGGGUGUCGUCGGGCAUGGUGUCGUUCGCGUACGCCUACAAGCCCAUCCACCUGGAGGAGUUCAACAUGCUCAUGGCGCACCUGGACUCCACCACCGUCUUCACCGUGAAGACGGGCAAGUCGGAGGGCCGGCGGAAGCGCAAGUACAUGUACCUGGAGGGGGCCACGCCUAUAUCGAUGCAGCUCGGCGGCGAGUGCAUAUACAGCUGGUUCAAGCAGUUCAAGAAGCAGGACAAGAGCGAGGCCUCCGAACCCUGGGACACCAUACCCAAAUCGACCAAGAAGCGCAUCCUCAAGGGCUACCUCGCCGAUAUGGUCAGCGCGUGCCUCAAAAAUACCGUGCUGCUUGGCAUGUCAGCUGACAAGCGGCUCUACCCCAAGGAGGUGCCGAGCCGCAUCCAGUCGUUCCACGAUGCGGGGGUGCGCUUCGUCUACUUCAGCAAACAUGACGAGCGUCAAACCAGGGUAACGGGGGCGCACCUCGGCCUGGAGACCAGCUGGAACUCCAUGAUAAGCCUGGCUAACUCCGAGCGUUCCACGUACAUCAACCAGGAUGGCAAUGUCGUGCUGCCCAGCGGUAUCGAGAACAUCAAGCGGCACAUUGAGGAGGUCGACGACAUCCCGCUGCAGGUCUCCCUGUUCGCGAAUUGCAACCCGAAGAACACCGCCGAAAUGCUCGGGAUAUUGCGCAACAACGGUGAAACCAUCAUGUGCAUCGGCGGAGGCCUGCGACCGUCCAACUUCUACGUGUUUAGGGAGGCGCACAGCUCAGUCUCGGUGGCGCAGGGGUACCACCCGGUGUGCCGCUUCUGCCGCGGUAAGCGCUGGAGCGGCGUCGCGCGGGCGCACAUGUUUGAUGAGGCACUUCCCGAAAUGAAGUUGUCGGCGGCGCUUACCAGCCUGCCGUGCGACCUGCAGACUUCGACCAUGUACAAGGUGGCGGACCCGUACUACGUGAUGGAGAUGCUGUACGAGGUGUUGCGAGUUGCACGGCACGUGUCCACGAACAUCCAGGAGUCGGCUGCGUUCAUGAAGCUCGCGUGCCACUCGUUGGCCUGGUUGCUGUUCCUGCAGGCCUGCACGGGGUUCGCGGAUUUCAUCCAGCCCUUGGACUUCGCGCUGACGCUCUGUGCGUACGUCCCGAUGGUAUCCAUUUCGCUGCUGGCAAACCCGCCGGACGAUAAAAUAAUGCAGACUCUACCCAACAAGAUACACAAGGACGACCUCAAGGUGAAGGGCAAGAGCAUGCUGCGCAACUACUCGCGGCUGUUCCUAGCGACAACCCUGACGGCUCUCGGAUACUGCUUAUGCCUGUUCAUAAUAAACAAGACGGUCGCCGCGGAACUCGCCUCUGUCGGGGUUUCGAUGGAUAUUGGAACCUGCGACUCCCCCUUCCGAAUGCCACUGCGGCAAUGCGUCCACAAGGUGCGCGACGCGCUAACAGCCCAUCGACAAACUCUGGGCGAAGAUAAAGUUAUCGUGCACCCCGACACGCCUCACGUGCUCGCGCAGCUUUGCGCCUCGGUGCUCCUGGUGUUCAACCUCGCCACCGCCUCGAGCUCGUGGGUGAACAAGUACGGCCAUGGCUCAAAGUGGCCGUGGCACAACACCAACUGGAUGUUCACGUCGUUCGCCGUGGUGUUCUGCCACAUAGCACUCGCGGCGCUGAGGAUUGGCAUAUCACAUAUAUCGUCGAAGGAGGUCGCGCUGCUGUUCCCGCUCCAGGUGAUCGGUUUCGGGCCCGGGCUGGCGCUCAUGAUCGUGAUCUUCGACCAGCUCAUCAAGCUGCAGCUGCGCCGCGAGCGCAACAUCGAGCAGAAGUUUUUGGAGCUCCUGUUCUCCACGCGGCUCGGCAUGUGGAGCCCGAAGUGA